AUGGAAUCUGCCGAGAAAGUUGAUGGUGCUGAUGUUGUUAUUCCAUUGUCUUCGGUUCAACAAGUUACUGAUAGGUAUGCUAACACUUUGUUUGGAUAUUUUCUGGGUAAACGGUUGGCAUUUCCUGUGGUCGAUUAUUUUGCGAAGAACAACUGGGCUAAAUAUGGUCUUUCCCGGCUCAUGAUGAAUGCAAACGGGUUAUUUUUCUUUAAGUUUACUUCUAAGGAAGGGAUGAAUCAAAUGCUAGAGGAUGGGCCUUGGCUAAUCAGAAGUGUUCCCAUUAUUUUGAAGGAGUGGUCGCCCUCUAUCAAGAUGGAAAAAGAGGACAUUAAAGUGGUUCCAGUUUGGGUCAAAAUGCAUGGUGUACCGUUAGCGGCAUUUACUGAGGAUGGGCUCAGCUUGGUUGCCUCUAUGAUUGGGAUACCUAAGAUUGUGGAUACGUAUACUGCCUCGAUGUGUGCUGAAUCUUGGGGAAGGAGUAGCUAUGCUAGAGCGCUUAUUGAAGUGCAAGCGGGGGCUGAGUUAAAAAAGAGUGUUACUGUUGCUAUCCCAUCAAUGGAUGGUAGUAGGUAUUCAAAGGUGGAGGUCAAGAUUGAAUAUGAUUGGGAGCCUCUAAGGUGCUCCUCUUGUUGUGUGUUUGGUCAUGAUGACAGCUCGUGCCCGAAGAACCCUCAGGUUUCCUCUAGUGGAGAUGCUGAAAAGAAUAAUGAUGAAUUUCAGGUUGUCAUAGAAUCUCUAUUAUGUUGUGUCACCAUUCAAGGCCUCAUAUGUGGUGGUCGUGGUGGUGCUGCGAUUAACUGUGGUGGUGGGGUGCGAUGGACGAUGGUGGGUUAG
Molecule: messenger RNA, 834 nt
Organism: Helianthus annuus (common sunflower)
Lineage: Eukaryota; Viridiplantae; Streptophyta; Magnoliopsida; Asterales; Asteraceae
Exons: 2
Coding region: 1-834 (277 amino acids)
Source: RefSeq, a predicted model, not a curated record